Molecule: messenger RNA, 945 nt
Organism: Cutaneotrichosporon cavernicola
Lineage: Eukaryota; Fungi; Basidiomycota; Tremellomycetes; Trichosporonales; Trichosporonaceae
Exons: 2
Coding region: 1-945 (314 amino acids)
Source: RefSeq, a predicted model, not a curated record
AUGGCCCCCCAUCACGCCCGAAGCGUCGCUCCGCGCGGCGAACUCUCCGAGGAGGGCGCCAAGGGCAUAAAGAUUGUCGUCCCCGCAGUCAUCGGAGCUAUCUUUGGCAUGGCGCUCGUGGCGAUCAUCAUCAUCUGGGUUAUUGCUCGGUCACGGAUGAAGCGCCGCGAGAACAAGUUCUGGAAACAGGCCGAGGCGCGCAACUCGAUACGCCAGAGCCGUAUGAUGGUGCUCUCUGAACAGGGCAGCCUUGCCACGCGCGACAGCUAUGCGACGCUGGACUCGCUAGCAUCGGGCACGUCGGGUUCGCAAGUCUUCAACUCGACGCUCAUCCCAUCGUUCCCGUCUGAGCGCAGCCUGCGCGCGAGCAUGAUGAGCUUGAACUCGUCCUACUCGAGCCCGUACGACUCGAGCCCUCUGGCGAGCAGCUCGACGACCUCGCGUCUCGACGACCCGUGGGACACGCGCUCGGACGCUGACCCAGGAGAGGGAGUCCCUAUGCUCACUUCCAAUCGCUCUCCUCGUCCGAGUCUGGCCGUCAACGCGGGUUCGAACAAGGUCCCAGCCUACGACGAGACGUAUGAGUCCUCAUCCCAGUACCCGCAGGUGAUCGUGUCCGAGCACUCUGAGGCCCGUGGCGUACCAGAGCCUUCGACCAAGAUGGGCCAGUACUCAACCGUCAACAGCUCGGAACCGUCUAGAGAGGAUGCCAUUGCCGCUGCUGCAGCCCAACUCGAGGGCCACGAUUACGAGUAUUCGCAAGCCAUUGCCAACGCAGCCGCUGCUGCUAGCAAGGACGCCGUGGGCCCGAUCUCCAGCAGCACGAACGAGGUUGUGCGCAGCGAUGGCGGCCAUUUCGGGGCACCCACCAUCACCCAGGUCUCGCCGACUAUUCCGAUCCGCCAGUCGAGCAUCUCUGCCGAGGUCGUCGGAGCCAAGGCCUAG